Messenger RNA from Aspergillus terreus NIH2624, 4644 nucleotides. RefSeq lists its product as uncharacterized. NCBI's taxonomy places the organism in Eukaryota, Fungi, Ascomycota, Eurotiomycetes, Eurotiales, Aspergillaceae. Gene Ontology annotation, cellular component: membrane. The record is from RefSeq and is a predicted model, not a curated record. Gene Ontology annotation, molecular function: ABC-type transporter activity; ATP binding; ATP hydrolysis activity. The transcript has 3 exons. Gene Ontology annotation, biological process: transmembrane transport. Bases 1 to 4644 code for a protein of 1547 amino acids.
AUGAGAUACAACCCGGAGAUCCUCUCGAUUCUCACAGGCGUCCUGGGCUUUCUGUUGACCUUCGUUAGUAGCUUUCCUGCAGCACGCAAGCUACACCAACGAUGGGUCCACGAGACCCAGCCGAUCCGCCUGGAGACCGCGUCUUCGCGGGGCAAACCACUCUACCAAGAUGAAGAUGGGGAGGCAACCGAUCGUUCCGUACACCAAUGCACGGAUACCUGGCAGAAGUUGCUCAUUGCCAUUCUGUCCGUGACCGGUCUGGAGUUAUCCCUGGCGUUGGCUAUCGUGUCCUUGCAGUCCGCGUCAAGUCCGUUCGUGGUUCCCUUCUGGUUGGAGGCCGGAGGCUGGGUGAUAUUAUGUCUUCAGUCCGUCGCCUUUUUCACCGAGCCGUCCAUCGUGGACCGUCAUAUCCUCGGUAUCUACGCGUUUGGAGCUAGUUCCGUCAUGGCAAUUGUCCCAUGCAUCCAGGUCAGCCUACUCUGGGGCGCAGGGUAUACCAUUUACAUCGAUCGUGCGUCAACAGGACUCUUUGUCAGCCAGACCGUCACUGCAGCUUUGCGAGCGGUUUGCUGUAUCCUGAUUCCCCGACGUCCCCACGUCUACCACGAAGGACAAAUCGUUGAUCAAGAGAGAACUGUUAGCUUGUACAGUCGGCUAACCUACGGAUGGGCGAACGGGGUGCUUCGGCAUGCAGCCCAGUCGAAAUGCCUCGCAAUCAACGAUCUGCCGAAGUUGCCAUUUGUCGCGCGUGCCGCCACUCUCCACACUCGAUUCGAACAGAUGCUUGGGUCACGGAAGCUAUGGAAAGCACUGCUAAUGGGUCAUGUCAAGCCUCUGGCGGUCCAAGCCGGGCUCAGUCUAGCGACAUGCCUCCUAGGGUUUGGUCCCCAGGUAGCAAUGUACGGCAUUCUCAAGUCCCUGGAAAAUCGCUCUCUAGGAUCCGGGGAGACAACGCCAACAUAUGUUUGGGUCAUCGGACUUGGCGGAGUACUCAUCUUGUGUCUUGGAAUCGAGUCCUGGCUGUGGUGGAUAAUCUACUCGCAACUCUGGAUCCCCAUAUAUGAAGGUCUUACGGCCUUGGUGUUUGCCAAAGCAAUGCGUUGUAAGGACGUUAAGCACGUGAAACAGUCGACUUCCGAGAAAGCACGAGACGACGAAGAGGAUGAGGAUGAGGAAGAGCGCAAGAGCCGUCAAAGCGUCAUCAACCUCGCCUCCGUCGACUCCAAACGAAUCGCCGACUUUGCCACCUUCAACUAUUUAAUCCCAUCAUGCAUCCUUCGUCUGGUCCUUGCCGGAGCCUUUCUGCUCCAUCUAGUCGGCUGGCGAAGCCUACUGGCUGGAGUCUCCAUGCUACUUCUCCUCAUGCCGGCCAACGCAUGGUUAACCAGAAGAUACGCAGCUGCUCAACAGGAACUCAUGAAAGCUACCGAUAAACGCAGCGCUGCGGUCACGGAGGUACUCCAGGGCAUCAGACAGAUCAAAUUUGCAGCCCUCGAAAGACAAUGGAAGGACUGUAUCUUGGAAAGACGUCGUGUCGAAUUGGGGUUGCUGUGGAAGACAUCGCUCUACACAACGGGAAUGGUGUCCGUAUGGGUCCUCGGCCCCCUGAUGCUCUCAGCAGCUUCCCUCACCGUUUAUGCGCUACAGUAUGGCGAACUGUCCGCUUCUGUCGCCUUCACUGCUCUCUCAGUCUUUGGAAACCUGGAGUCUGCAAUGGCCAGUCUGCCAGACUUGCUGUCCAAGGGGAUGGAGGCCAAAGUGAGCGCAGACCGCAUUGACAAGUACCUUGCAACCACAGAAAAACAACCGCAUACAACGGACACUAGCAGAAUCUCCUUCGAAGAUGCAGCUGUCGCCUGGCCUGCUGAAGAAGGGACGGCACUGGACCGCGAGUGGGAGACCGAUGACCGCUUUGUUCUGCGGGAUGUCACUCUGUCUUUCCCACCAAAGGGACUGAGCGUGAUUGCUGGAAAGACGGGCUCCGGGAAGAGUCUUCUUCUCGCCUCCAUUCUGGGAGAAGCUGAUGUCCUGGGUGGGUCAGUCUCUGUUCCGCAUGCACCUCCUCUUGAUGAGCGAUAUGAUCAUCGCGCCACAAGGGAAAAUUGGAUUCUUGACUCGGCUGUCGCAUACGUUUCACAGAACCCCUGGAUGGAAAAUGCCACCAUCAGAGACAACAUACUUUUCGGGCUCCCUUACAACUGGUCGCGCUACCGCAAAGUCGUAUUCGCCUCGGGUUUAGAGAAAGAUCUCAAGAUGUUGCCGGACGGGGAGCUGACCGAUAUUGGUUCCAAUGGCAUCAACCUCAGCGGAGGCCAGCGAUGGAGGAUCUCUUUUGCAAGAGCCUUGUACUCGCGGGCUGGGAUCCUGAUCAUGGAUGACAUCUUCAGUGCCUUGGAUGCGGAGACAGGAAGGCAUCUCUACGAUAAUGCUCUUACCGGUGAGCUAGGACAAGAUCGAACGAGGAUUCUUGUCACUCACCACGUCGGGCUAUGUUUGCCUCGCACCGACUACUGCGUUCUUCUCGACAAUGGCCGUAUGACUCAUGCUGGAACAGUCGAACAACUAACCAAUACCCCGGAGCUGGCAGACCUGCUGCAGGGACUUAGUACGGAGAUAGCGUCCCAAGAUCGCAAAGUCGUGCAGGAUGAAGUCCGAUCCCGCCGGAAACGUUCCUCGGCGCCUUCGCCGACCACGGCAAACAACAUACACAUUCCGAAGAAGUUCACCCAGGCUGAAAAGAGGGAGACAGGAUCGAUAUCAAUCCGAGUCUAUGCGGCCUAUUUAAGCAGAGGGCGCAGUCUACCAUCGUGGAUCCUGACUUUCAUCGCGUACGGGCUUUUCAUGGCGCUUUUAGUGGGUCGGUCGUGGUGGGUGAGCGUAUGGACUUCACCCUCGAAGGAAGUGUCGGCUGUUUUGGAUCGGCUUAACCAAACCUCGGUCGACCGCGACCUUAUCUUCUAUCUCAGCAUCUAUAUCGUCCUUUCCCUCGCCGCUUGUAUCCUUGGCUCCCUGCGGUAUCUGGCGAUCUCCCUGGCAUCCCUGCAGUCAUCACGACAAAUGUUUGAAGAUCUACUGGGAAGAGUGCUGCAUGCACCGUUGCGUUGGCUAGACACCGUACCGCUCGGCCGCGUUCUCAACCGCUUCACAUCCGACGUUUACAUUCUAGACUGGCGGCUGGGUUAUGACAUGGGCCACUUUCUAUACAAAUUUCUUGAGCUAGCCGGAAUCCUCGUUGCUGGAGUGCUGGUUUCGCCUGUCAUUCUCAUUUUCGGUCUAGUGUUGAUUGCACUGUGCUACCAUAUUGCCCGGUUAUUUCUGGCAGGCGUACGAGAAGUCAAGCGACUGGAAAGCAUCUCCAAAAGCCCGGUCAUGGAGCAAUUCGGCACCAGCCUAGCGGGACUCAUGACAAUCCGUGCCUUCAACAAGAUCGACGUUUACAUCCGACAAAUGUACGCCCGCAUCGACCGCCAUGCUCAGACGGCAUGGUAUCUCUGGCUCUUUAAUCGUUGGCUUGCUCUGCGGAUGAGCAUUGUCGGUGCGCUCUUUUCCACCGGAACCGCAGCCUUGGUUGUCUAUUCCCCAGGGAUGUCUGCUGCCUUGGCGGGCUUUGCGGUCACCUUUGCUUUGCAAUACAACUACGCCGUUUCCAUGGGGUUGCGUUUCUACGCUGAUCUGGAAAUGGACAUGACCGCGACGGAGCGCGUUCUCGAGUACUCCAACAUCGAGAUUGAAGAUCAGGAUGGCUAUGAGCCUCCGGCCGCAUGGCCCCUGCGCGGACGAGUGGAAGUGGAAGACCUCGUCGUGGGCUAUGCGCCGGAUCUUCCGCCGGUCUUGAACGGGCUCAGCUUUACUUUGGAGCACAACCAACGCGUCGGUGUGGUGGGCCGCACUGGCGCUGGGAAAUCUUCGCUGACGCUGACCUUGUUCCGCUUUCUCGAAGCGCGCGCGGGCCGUAUCGUCGUGGACGGACUCGAUGUGUCGAAGAUGAAUCUACAGGCCCUGCGCAGCCGCCUAGCCAUCAUCCCGCAAGACCCGGUCCUGUUCUCCGGCACGGUCCGCUCCAAUCUCGAUCCGUUCCAUGAGUAUACCGAUCUCGAGCUCUACAACGCACUGGAACGCGUCCAUCUUUUGUCUUUCGAGGAUACGCUUACCCUCGGUUCGCAAUCGAGUCAUGAGCCGCUCAGCGGCAGCGAUACUCUGGCCUCAUCGGCAUCGUCCACCGCUGGCCCGGCAAAGCUGCCCGGUUUCUUUUCCUCUUUGUCGUCGCCUAUCUCUGAAGGCGGGCUCAACCUGAGCCAGGGCCAACGCCAGCUUUUAUGCCUCGCGCGUGCCAUUGUGACGCACCCGAAGAUCAUGAUUCUCGAUGAGGCCACGUCAGCGGUCGAUAUGGAGACGGAUGCUCUGAUUCAGCGCUCCAUCCGUGCUGAAUUUGGCCGCAACGCUUCCUCGUUGCUAGUCAUCGCGCAUCGCCUCAGCACCAUAGCCGACUUUGACCGCAUCCUCGUCAUGGAUGCCGGUCGUGCGGUGGAGUUUGGGACCCCGCAGGAUCUAAUGCGUAUCCCAGGCGGCGUUUUCCGAAACCUGGUUGAGAACAGUGGCGAAAAGAGUGUAGUGGAGGAGAUGAUCUUUGGCGCCCGACAGUGA